Molecule: messenger RNA, 1521 nt
Organism: Zygotorulaspora mrakii
Lineage: Eukaryota; Fungi; Ascomycota; Saccharomycetes; Saccharomycetales; Saccharomycetaceae
Gene: RPN3
Product: proteasome regulatory particle lid subunit RPN3
Exons: 1
Coding region: 1-1521 (506 amino acids)
Biological process (GO): regulation of protein catabolic process; ubiquitin-dependent protein catabolic process
Cellular component (GO): proteasome complex; proteasome regulatory particle, lid subcomplex
Molecular function (GO): enzyme regulator activity
Source: RefSeq, a predicted model, not a curated record
AUGACGAGCGAUUUGAUGGAUAUCGACACGCCAAUUGAGAGCGGUGCUGACGUUAAGUAUGCGGAGGAAGCCAAUGUAGAGACAAUCAUUGCUGUGUUGCGGGAUAUAACAAAAGCCAGUAUUACCUUAGAUUCUUUCUUUGUCUGGAAGGGAUUAAAGGAAUUGAGCAAAUUGAGAAAAUCCGUGCUAAAAGAAGAGACGUUGUUAGCAUUGAUCAACAUAUUGUAUCCUGACAGUUCAAAAUUCAAGAAACCAUUGCUGAAGGCUGUCAACGGUGAAAAGAAAUGUGCAGUUCCAAAUGCCGAAGAGGUCAGAUCAGCAUACCCUGCAUCAUUUUACGAGGUGAUUGACGAUAAAACAAUUGAACUCGCUGCGGAAAUAAAUAGCUUUGUUCAUCUAUUGGUCAUAUUAUAUCUAUUAGACACUCAUAACUUGAAAAAACUGGAUUCUUUUAAUAAAAAGGUGAUCAUUCCCAAAAUUUUGGCAUGUUACAACCAAAGGUUCCUAGAUUUGAUUAAUGCAAAACUGUGGUUCUAUAUUGCUAUAUGUGAUAAAGAAUUAGACACAAAUCCAAAUUUAGCAACCCGUUCAGAGAUGAUUAAAUUCCUAAAGACAGCAUCUCUCAAGCAUGAUAAUGAAACGAAGGCGAUGCUGAUAACCUUAAUCCUGAGAAGCUUUUUAUCUGCUGGUGAAAUAGAAUCGGCCGCUGAUUUCGUCAGUAAGGUUGAAUUUCCAAGUAGUGCUGACGUUUCAAGCCCCCUCGAAGCCAGAUUCUAUUUCUACCUAUCAAAGAUAAUGGCAAUUCAAUUGGACUACUCAACAGCCAACGAAUAUAUCAUAGCAGCAAUUAGAAAAGCACCAAAUACACCGAAUAGCUUGGGAUUUUUGCAACAAGCUAACAAGCUCCGCUGUGUUAUCGAAUUACUCAUGGGCGAUAUUCCAGAACUAUCAUUUUUCAAUCAAACUGGUAUGCAAAGAUCAUUAGAACCAUAUUUUCAUCUAGCCAAAGCCGUCAAACUUGGUGAUUUGAAGAAAUUCACGGCUGCAAUCAAUAAAUACAAAUCUCAAUUGAUAAAAGAUGGUAACUAUCAGCUAUACGUUCGACUAAGAUCCAAUGUUAUAAAAACCGGUAUUAGAAUCAUUUCCUUGACCUAUAAGAGAAUAUCUUUGAAAGAUAUCUGUUUGAAGCUUCGUUUGGAUUCCGAACAAACGGUGGAAUAUAUGGUUUCCAGAGCAAUCAGAGAUGGUGUCAUCGAGGCAAAAAUAAAUCACGGAAAGGGAUAUAUCGAAACAAGCGAACUGUUGAAUGUCUAUGACACUGAGGAACCGCAAGAGGUUUUUGAUGAAAGGAUCAAAUUCGUCAAUCAACUGCAUGAUGAAAACAUAGUUGCAAUGAGAUAUCCUGAAGAUAAAAAGAACAAAAGUAAGAACGGUAACUCAGAAGAAGAUGAGUUCAUAGAUGGAUCUCUUUUGGAUGACAUUUCUGAUUUUUCUGAUAUAGACGACCUUGGGUUUCUUUAG